CUCUCUCUCCAUAGUGUGGUCAAUACAUACUGUUUUCUCUCCUUUGAUCCCUCUCUCUUAUCUUGUGGCCAAAACCAAAAUGGUUUUUCAGUCCCACCAUUUCUCUCUCUCUCUUUCUCUCUUUUCUAGUUGUUUGUUCUCAACUCUAGUAUAUGUAUAGAUAGAUAGAACUUGAUCAUUUCGCAACCAAAGAAAAGGAGAAACCCAGAGAGAGAAGUAGCAACGGCUGCUGUGUAUAUUGUGGAUCAUGAUGAAUAGAGGCGACAAAAAUGUGCUUAACAUGAAUGAUUCAGUCUAUUUUGCAGAAUUCUUACCUACAAUUAGCCCAAAGCCUAAAAGCAGGAGCACUAGUCAUAUCACGACAACUCUUCCUUAUUCCAGUUGCACUCAUAGCACCACUAGUACUCGUCUAGGACUCGAUGGUCACCUUCUGGGCUCAGGCAAUAAUAUUAAUGCAUCGGAGCAAAAUAGGAGAGAAAUAUUCAUGAACGAACAGCCAUUAAUGGGGAUGAGUUCGCGGUGGAACCCAACGCCGGAGCAGCUACUAGCACUGGAAGAAAUGUACAGACGUGGAACGCGAACGCCAACAGCGGAACAAAUCCAACAAAUAGCUGCACAGCUUCGUAGGUUUGGGAAGAUCGAAGGCAAGAAUGUGUUCUACUGGUUUCAAAACCACAAAGCAAGAGAACGACAAAAACGCCGUCGUGAAGUAGAGACUAGUUGUAAAGUACGAAAGCAUGAUACUGCUGGAAACCUGGAUAUGAAGGAAUCAGCUGGCGGGUUGAGAAGGACAGUUUAUGAAGUUGAACAGAAAAAGACUCUGGUACCACCUUCAAGCUGCAGUGAGCAUUUGGAGGAACCUGUUUCAAUGCUUAGAGCAGUAACAACAGAAAGCACAACAACAUGUGGAUGGUCACAAUUUGAGAGGGAAUUACACCAACAUAAAAGUUGCAGUGUAGAGAAGAACACAACGUGGCAAACUGUGGAGUAUCCUUCUUCUUAUCCUAGCCAGCUCAUAAACAACAUGACCACAAGAAGUUCAAGUUCAAGAUUCUUAAAUUCUCAAAAGCAGAAUUCAUGGUUUAAACCCAGCAGGAGAUCAGAGAAUGAAACCAAUCUUGAUGAUAAUGAUGAGGAUGAUAAAAUUGAAGAGGUUGAAACCCUUGAGCUAUUUCCACUUUGCAGCAGUGAGGAUUGUAACGGUGUUAAUGGUAGCAAGAAUGACACAAAAGUACCCAUCACAGCCAUAAAUACAAAAUUGAGUCCAAACCAAUUCUUUGAGUUUCUUCCACUGAAGAAUUGAAGGAAACAGCAGCUAACCCAUGUGUGGUUACGAUGAAGCUCUUAAUUGUAUUGCCUUGAAAGUAAGGUGGGUAAUAUGUUUCAGUUUGUUUUUUAGUUGGAAAUUGGCACUGUUCUUUCUGUUCCAAUCGCUCAUUUGUGCAACUGUAGGAUAAGGAUAUGAAAUGGUAAUGUGGGGAUACCUUGCCCUAAAAUGCAUUUGGACCAUGUUGGUUAAGCCAAGGUACUCCUCCAUUAUUUUCUACAAAGAAAAUGGUAUGGUAAUUUUUUGGCAGGGUUGUCUAUUUUGUA
Messenger RNA from Hevea brasiliensis (rubber tree), 1593 nucleotides. Its product is annotated as WUSCHEL-related homeobox 1. Gene Ontology annotation, biological process: plant organ development. Gene Ontology annotation, molecular function: DNA binding; DNA-binding transcription factor activity. Bases 248 to 1303 code for a protein of 351 amino acids. The record is from RefSeq and is a predicted model, not a curated record. The transcript has 4 exons. NCBI's taxonomy places the organism in Eukaryota, Viridiplantae, Streptophyta, Magnoliopsida, Malpighiales, Euphorbiaceae.